Theileria annulata is the source of this 2439-nucleotide messenger RNA. RefSeq lists its product as uncharacterized. The record is from RefSeq and is a predicted model, not a curated record. Bases 1 to 2439 code for a protein of 812 amino acids. Gene Ontology annotation, molecular function: protein binding. The transcript has a single exon. Lineage: Eukaryota; Apicomplexa; Aconoidasida; Piroplasmida; Theileriidae.
AUGUCAAGUGAAACAUCCAGUGAAUCUGAAGUCGAUCCUAACAGUGACCUUUUAGAUUGUACUGAUGAAGAAUUACGAGAUUUUAAAAUAAACAAUGAUUUACCAAAAAAUACUGAUCCUUCAGAUGAAGAUAAAACUCUUGAUAACAAUCGCAAUCAAAAUGAUCUUUAUUCCUCCGAAAAUAAGGAAUUAGAAGAGGAUGAAAAUUUUGGAACCGAUAAUACUUUUUCAAAUCAUAGAUUUUACAACAAUGAAGAUAAAAACUCUGAUGAUGAGUUAGAUGCCCAAAAUUUUCAAUCAUUAAACGCCAAUACAGAUGAAUGUGAACAAUUUCAAAAUUCGGAAACCAUCACUAAUGAAACCAAUACACAAAAUGUUGAUUAUUCAUUUGGUGAUUCAAUACCUCCUCAAGAUCCCAGUGAAAAUGAUCUCGAACAAAAAUCUGAAGUGGAUUCUGAACAAUUGUUAGAACCAGAUUCAGAACCUAAAUCACCAGAACCAUCAUGCGACCCUUCCGAAUACUCUGAAUCCAACAAAGAUAAUCAACCAGAGGAACAUGAAGAAAAAGAUUCAUUUGACAAUGAAACUCCUGAACAAUUGUCAGAUCAGGUUUCAGAAAAGUUAUCCGAGUCAGUUCCCGAUCAAAAUUCUGAACAAUUAUCGGAACCACAGGUUGAACAAAUGUCAGAAACAACACCGCAAACAGAGGUUGCACAACCAGAGUCACCGCGUACGGAUUCCAAGUCUAAACAUCACAAAAGGUUUAAAUCCACAACGAAAACAUUCGAAUCACUGUUCCACAAAUCAUCCAUCGGAAAGUCGAGCAAAUCAAAAACUAAAAGUUCUUCAAAAACAGAGGAAACUCCAUCAUCAAAAGACGUAGUUGUAACUAGCACAUCAUCUUAUACAUCUUCAGCAACAAAGAAAAAGGAUAAGGGUCCUUGUUGGACAUACUAUGAAAUACCAGGUAAACCAGGAAGAAAAGGACCAACACUGGGAGUAUUUUGUGACUCUAUGAGGUCAAACAAAUCUUACCAAAGAACAGAUACGAGCAAGGACCAAAAGUGUAUAGUACUGCAGACACCAGAUUCACUAGAGAGAUAUCUGCACCCAUUUCAAGUGGUUUCAAACUACUACUUAAACACAAACUACAUUAAGUACUACACUAACAGCAACAACAUGGAAGAUUCAGUAGUUAAUAGUUAUUAUUAUACAAACAUGAUGACACAAAGAAAGACACUCUUCCCGUAUUGCGUUACGAAAACGAUAUCAGGAAACGUGCCCGGAAUGGGAAGAGUUUUAGCAUGCGGAACACAAUGCGGGAAAAUAAUUAUAUACUCAUUUUUUACACUCGACGAACUGAUCGUUCUCGAUACUAGAACGGUCUACGACAGGUAUUUAUCAAGAGAAAACUCAAUAGAUUCUGAAACUGAUUUCGAUAUCGAUAAAGCUAUAGAUUCCACAAUAUUUGAAGUUAAUUCACUGGCAUUCAUAACAACAUUCGAAAAUUAUAGUACAAUUCUAGCAAUAGGGAACCAUUUAGGACACCUUUUACUGUACCAGAUACCCAAAAUGCAACUAAUUAAACUUAUAUACCCGUCUAAUAUGUCAAAUGCCAAUAUGUACCUAAGAUCCAAUUCUUCCAAUACAAUAACAUCUAGCAUGUCCAUUACUAGUUCUUGCUGUGAUGAAAGUGAGUCAGAGUCUGUUCUGAUAGACGAACUUGAACUAUUAAAAUUUAGGAGACAUAAAAUAUUAAACCCAAACAACCAACAAGAUUCGGAAUCACAAAAUGAUGAAGUGGCCUUUAUAACAUGUCUGGGCUACUGUCCCACUACAGGAGACCUCUGGGUAGGUUAUGGAAACUCGUCGUUUGCAAUAUACUCGAGCACCUUCAAACUUAAGAAGUUUUACACCUCAAAUAGCCUGUCAGACACCAACAAUAACAUAGUAAUUGAUGACAACGUCUAUGGAGUUAAUAACUUCGAGUAUUGCACCUACGAACAAAUAGUUCUGGUGGUUUACGGGAACGUCAAGGUUGAUAUAUUCACCUUUUCGGGAAAUUUUCUUAGCACCAUCAGCUCCACGAGACUAACUAAUGCCACAACUCCAAUUUCCUCAGUUCAUGUUUCCAAUAACCCUAACGGCAGUAUACUCUACAUAGGGUUAAUGGACGGCUCUCUCCUUGUAAAACAGAUCAUGUACAAUACUAACAAGAAUAUCAUUGCAAAAGAAAACGGGGACCAUAAUGAUGGUUUGGAUGAAUUGGUAAUCAACACAAUUGAAUUCAUCUUGCUCUACAAAUUUAUUUACAAGUUCGAUGGAGAAAUAAACUCCGGAGCACCAGUAACAUGUAUUUGUCCUGUUCCAUCACAACAGCUCGUCCUACUUGGAGACGCAUCAGGAGGUCUAUCUGUCAUAUCUAACUUAACCAUAUAA